AUGACUGAGACACGCGCCCAGAAGAGGGACAGGGAAGCGAGGCAAGCGGCUGCGGCUGCGGCUGCGGCUGCUCCUGCUGCGGUUGUCAUUCCUGCGCCUGUGCCUGUUCAUCCUGCGCCUGCGCCUGCUCAUCCUGUUCCAGCUCCACCUGUGCCUGCUAUUUCUGCUGGAAAUCAUAAAAGAAAGCGUAAUCAGGGCAGCCCUGACGCCCUGUCGGAAGAAGGCGAAGCAGAGACACAACAGCAAGCCGCGGGAGAAGCCAAUGUUCUAGAGCAAGUGGUAGAAGUCGCCAACGUUGAAGAGCCGGGAAGGAAGCGCAACAGAUCAGGAAGAGGCGAUGGAAAUCUACCGAAUGCAGAUGGAGUUCCAUAUGGAUCCGAAAGAGCCGGAGAUGGGCUACUUCAAGACGAACAAGAGUCGGAAGGGCAGGGAGAGCAACUCCCAGAUCAACCCAUGGGACCUCUGAAUCUCCUACAACUUCUAGGUUCACGUCAUGCUACUAUCCAAGAAGAGAUACUGAGGAACCUCGGACCUUUCGAGAUCAUCGCACUGAGUCGUACCCACAAAGACUUUCACGACAUGAGAAGCGCUCUCCGCAAUACCAACUAUAACAUCAACGCGAGACUAGGCCAUCUCUUCGACGAUACUGUCGCCUUCCGCAUGCUUUUGGCCCGUUGGCAAGGCAUAAUCAGUGGUAGUUUUGUUGAAGAAUUCCUGAACCGUAGUGGCCUCGUACCCACAAAUUUGGACCUUCGUCUACCGCCACAUAGUCACGCUCAGACGUAUGCACUCCUGUUAGGCGAGGGCUACAAUUUGAGAGAGGAUUCAGAAGAUGAAGAUGGAGAUUUUGAAGACCCUUGGGAUUUUGUAUACAGCAAACAUCACGCGAAAUACGGCGAGUUGCGAGUUAAUGUCCGCCAGACCAAGCCCCCACCAAUCCUUGAUCUCCUCGAGGGUGCAACCACAACCUUUGAUUGCAUGUUCAUCACACACGAAAAGGCAUAUAUGUUGUUUCCUGACCUGACGUACAAAAGAAAGCAAGCGUAUGUAUUACUUACCACUAAGUACUUUGAGGGCCGCGAAAAUUACGCAAAGCAUGGGUGUAGGGUCAUCAACACUAGCUUAGUGGAGAGCGUUGAAGCCGAAAUGGCUUUACCUCGUCGCAUUGGCGAUGCGAAGACCUGGACAUUACCAUUGGACAUGCAAGGCUUAGAGGAUAUUCCGGAAUAUUCGCCCCUCACAAACGUCGAGCACAUGACCUUCAGACUCGCAGUGGCUGACCCCUCCAGCGACCCCAGACAUUACACAAUGGCGGUCCGAUCGGUCUCUCAAUGUGUCUUGAGAAAUCCUUUUGUUAUUAUGGAUUGGGAUGAGGACUUUGGCCAAAAUCGCCAGGCGACUGAGCGCUUCAACGACCGAGUUGACGUACAUCCCAUCAGGCGUUACCUCGAAAAGCAGGAUCAGAUGAAACGGAAACUGCAGGAUUAUUCUAUGAUCGCUUUGAAGAAGAUUGAAGAAGCAGAGAGACCAGUGGAUGACGUGGAGAAGGUUGCGGAAGAGUUCUUUGGGUCUCAAGCCAAAAUACCGACCCAUUGGCCCACAUACGACGAUGAAGUGCACGAAGCUUUGGAUGAGGCGUGGAAAGAAAUGCAGGACUUGCUUAAAACACGAAAGUGA
Didymosphaeria variabile is the source of this 1677-nucleotide messenger RNA. RefSeq lists its product as uncharacterized. The record is from RefSeq and is a predicted model, not a curated record. The transcript has a single exon. Lineage: Eukaryota; Fungi; Ascomycota; Dothideomycetes; Pleosporales; Didymosphaeriaceae. Bases 1 to 1677 code for a protein of 558 amino acids.